CUCCUUCAGUCAUGUGACUUGGGACAGGUUCAGCGCAGUGAGAGGGCUUGGCAGAGCUGCUUUCAGGCGAGUCAAGAGCAUUACCAUGCCUUGCUCCCUGCUUAACUUCUGCGAAUACGAGACCAAUAAACUGGUCAGAAUAAAAAGCAUUCCAAUUGGAUCUCUUAAAUGGAGUAUUAACGGCUUGAUCCUAGGAUUUAUCUGUAUAAUGCUCUUCUGGAAUAAAGAGUACCAGGAAUAUGAUCAGGUCGUCAGUUCUGUGACCGCAAAAGUGAAAGGAGUGGCAGUGACCAACAUAACCGAUGUCGGGGAGAUAUUAUGGGAUGCUGCAGAUUACAGUGGGCUAUCACAGGGGAAGAACUCCUUUUUUGUGAUGACCAACGCCAUUGUUACAAAUAAGCAGCGACAAGGGAAGUGUGCAGAGGUGCCAGGUUCUGGAAAAAUAUGCUACCGAGACCAAGAUUGUACAAAGGGAUAUUCAGACCAACAUAGCCAUGGUGUCCAGACAGGAUCCUGUGUGAAAUAUGAUACGACACGCAAAACUUGUCAAGUAGUUGCUUGGUGUCCCAUUGAGAGCAAGAACAAACCUCCCAAGCCUGCGCUUUUGGAAUCGGCUGAAAACUUCACCGUCCUCAUUAAGAACAACAUCAGGUUCCCUGCCUUUAACUACAUCAAGAGGAACAUCUUGCCGCACAUGAAUGACACAUAUUUAAAGAGCUGUAUGUUCAGCAGACGAAUGGAUCCCCUCUGCCCAAUACUCCGCUUAGGAGACAUAGUACAGGAAGCUAGAGAGAACUUCUCACAAAUGGCUGUAGAGGGGGGAGUGAUAGGAAUACAGAUUAACUGGCACUGUAACCUGGAUCGAUUCUUUCACAAGUGUCUCCCAGAGUACUCCUUCCGUAGGCUGGAUGAAAAAGAGAGCAACAAAACCCUGUAUCCUGGGCUGAACUUCAGGUUUGCAAGAUACAACAUGAAUAAUGGCAUUGAGGAGCGCAUGCUAUUCAAAGCUUUUGGUAUCAGAUUUGAUGUAAUGGUUUUUGGAAAGGCUGGCAGAUUCAGUAUAAUACAGCUCGUUAUAUACAUUGGAUCAACGCUCUCCUAUUAUGCACUGACGACGGUAUUUAUCGACUGGUUCAUCACAACGUAUUUAUACCCUCGUUGCUGUGCAAGGGCCACGAAAAAUAACUAUUCUGAGAAAAAAUAUGAGACUGUUGAAGAACUGAAUCAGAUUCCACUGUGCAUCUCAUUUGUGGAUGAAGACCAGAUAAUAGUGGUAAAAAGGCCACUGAAAAAGAGCUUACAAGAGACUAAACCUAGCUCCAGCCAGCAUCGAAAGCCAGAGCACAGCUUUGGAAGAACACGGGUGUUGGUGAAUUUGCUGCAGAGCCCCAGCCGCAAUGCUGACACCGAGAUACAAGAGAUGCAGCCACCCAAGGGCAGGGGGAGAAGCGCCCCAGCCUGGUGCCAGUGUGGGCGCUGUCAGCCCAUGCCCACCCCGCAGGAGCAGCUGUGCUGUCGGCGGAGCAAGGGCCAGUGCAUCACCACCUCACCAGCGUUCCCCAGGCUUGUCCUCGACAGACACACUCUGGAGUCAGCGCUGCUGUACAGAGAGCCCCUGCUGGAGCUCCCCCAGGCCCGCUGCCAUGGCCAUCUGAGACACUGCGCCUACAGCCUCUACAUCGAGUGGCGUUUCGGAAGAAUACAGACAGGGACCUUCGCGGCUGUCCCAAGCUGCAGUGUGUGGAGGAUCAGGGACGAAUACCCCAGUGAGGAUGGGCGCUACAGUGGACUGUGUUAUGAGAAUAUGGUAAUUAUCUCUUCAAAUGGCACUUAAUGAAAGGUGAUGCCAAGUUUAUCCGGUGCCUUUGCAUGUAAGGUAAUGUGACGCAGAACUAUGAAAGCAGAAAUAAUUUGGGCGGCAUUUACAUAUGUAGUCUUAUGGUCGCUGGUGGAGGGCACCAGGGAUUGGCUCUGGGACAAGAAUUACAAUGUGAUGAAGAGCAGAAAAUAAUCUUCCCUAGACUCUGCAUAUUGGACGUCAUUUUGACUGUUUUAUGCAAAAUAAUUUACUAUACAGGCUUUGCAUUAUAUGCCUUUCGUGUUGACUAUGUUUAGGUUUCAAUGCCUGCUUCUUGAUUUUAUUUCCCUUUUGCCUUGCCUUGUUGAGUUCAGCUUGGAUCGGUACCAAUAGUUACAAUUUGCCAAUAAUUAAAUUUAGCACUCUUCUAAUAACUAGCAUAUUACAGUAUGUCUGGAUUUACACGAUUGUGCUUAACGAAAUGUCACACUGUGUUCUGUUUUGUGUUACUUUUGUCUGUUUUGUACAGGUGUUUUUGUAAUACCUUGAUUCAGAACAGUAAAGGAACUACAGGUGUUCUAGUGCUGUUUUGUAGAGGAGAUUAUCCAUUUGUCCAUUCAUCCAUUACCAGAAAACCACUUAUUCAUGGUUACCAUUAAGCACAAUAUUUCUGUUUUAUAGCAUUUACUGUAUAUACAGUAAAUAACUUUGUACAAUUUUCUAUUAUUU
Lepisosteus oculatus (spotted gar) is the source of this 2527-nucleotide messenger RNA. RefSeq names its product purinergic receptor P2X, ligand-gated ion channel, 7 (gene p2rx7). Gene Ontology annotation, molecular function: extracellularly ATP-gated monoatomic cation channel activity; purinergic nucleotide receptor activity; ATP binding. The record is from RefSeq and is a predicted model, not a curated record. Gene Ontology annotation, cellular component: plasma membrane; nuclear inner membrane. Gene Ontology annotation, biological process: response to ATP; cell surface receptor signaling pathway; calcium ion transmembrane transport. Lineage: Eukaryota; Metazoa; Chordata; Actinopteri; Semionotiformes; Lepisosteidae.